Daucus carota subsp. sativus is the source of this 1715-nucleotide messenger RNA. Its product is annotated as beta-fructofuranosidase, insoluble isoenzyme 3. The record is from RefSeq and is a predicted model, not a curated record. The transcript is spliced from 5 exons. The coding region runs from base 6 to 1541 and encodes 511 amino acids. Gene Ontology annotation, biological process: carbohydrate metabolic process. Gene Ontology annotation, molecular function: hydrolase activity, hydrolyzing O-glycosyl compounds. Lineage: Eukaryota; Viridiplantae; Streptophyta; Magnoliopsida; Apiales; Apiaceae.
GACCAAUGUUUUACAAAGGUUAUUACCAUCUCUUUUAUCAGUACAAUCCCAAAGGUUCUGUCUGGGGAAACAUUGUAUGGGCUCACUCUGUUUCAAAGGACUUGAUCAAUUGGAUUGCACUUGAGCCGGCAAUCUUUCCAUCAAAACCAUUUGAUCAAUACGGUUGUUGGUCCGGAUCAGCCACCAUUCUUCCGGGCAAUAAGCCUGUAAUACUAUACACUGGUAUAGUAUCCCCUGAUCCUGAAAAUGCCCAAGUCCAGAACUAUGCAGUUCCUGCUAAUUAUUCGGAUCCUUUUCUUCGUGAAUGGGUGAAACCAGACAACAAUCCUUUGGUUGGUGUCCAUACCGAAAACCCAUCUGCAUUUCGUGAUCCUACUACUGCAUGGUUUGAUGGUGGCCACUGGAAAAUGUUGGUUGGUAGCAGCAGAAAACACAGAGGAAUUGCCUAUUUGUAUCGGAGUAAAGACUUCAAGAAAUGGAAAAGGUCCCCCCAUCCUUUACAUACUAAAGCCGAGACAGGAAUGUGGGAAUGUCCUGAUUUUUACCCCGUGACUCCAAGAAGUGAGGACGGAUUGGAUAAUUCCAAAAUGGGGAGGGGUAUUAAGCAUGUGUUGAAGGUUAGUCUGAAUUCGACUAGAUAUGAGUACUACACAAUUGGAAGAUAUAACCGCGUCAGGGAUUUUUAUGUUCCGGACAACACUUCAGUUGAUGGCUGGGCAGGAUUGAGAUAUGAUUAUGGCAACUUUUAUGCUUCAAAAACUUUCUAUGAUCCAAUUAAAAAGAGAAGGAUCUUGUGGGGUUGGGCUAAUGAGUCAGAUAGUCAGAUUGAUGAUGUUCAAAAGGGCUGGGCUGGAAUUCAGCUAAUUCCAAGAAGAAUUUGGCUGGAUCCAAGCGGAAGACAGUUGGUCCAGUGGCCGAUUGAAGAAGUAGAAGGACUGCGAGGAUCAGAGCUACACAUGAGAAAUCAGAAACUUGAUAUGGGAGUUCAUGUUGAAGUAACAGGAAUUACAGCUGCACAGGCCGAUGUUGAUGUGACGUUUUCAUUCAAGAGCUUGGAGAAAGCGAAGUCAUUUGAUCCUGAAUGGAAAAACUUAGACGCUCAGGAUGUCUGUGACUCAAUGGGAUCAACCAUACAGGGUGGUCUUGGUCCAUUUGGGCUAUUGACAUUGGCUUCGAAAGAUUUAGAAGAAUAUACACCCGUCUUUUUCAGAAUUUUCAAGGCUGAAGAUCAGAAGCUUAAAGUUCUGAUGUGUUCUGAUGCAAAAAGGUCGUCUUUGGCUGAAGGAUUGUACAAGCCAUCGUUUGCAGGAUUCGUCGAUGUCGAUUUGAGUGAUAAAAAAAUUUCUCUCAGAAGUCUGAUUGACAAUUCAGUGGUUGAAAGUUUUGGGGCUCAAGGAAAAACCUGCAUAUCAUCAAGGGUUUAUCCAACACUGGCAAUUUACAACAAUGCUCAUUUAUUUGUUUUCAAUAAUGGAACAGAGCCCAUCACUGUAGAUAGUUUGGAUGCUUGGAGCAUGAAUUCUCCUUCUGAGAUGAACUAAAAUGCACGAAGAUUGAUUUAACAGGAUUUUAAUACUAUUUAGUGAUUAUGGAAUUUUAGUUCAUUUUAUUCCAAAAGAAAUAUUGUUAUAGGUCUUUUUUUCUUGAGUUUUCUAAACAUUCCAGAUAUUUUGAAUUCUUUUUGAUUAAGUUUAAAAAAAAUUAGGAUUUAUCGA